This is a messenger RNA of Cryptomeria japonica (Japanese cedar), 900 nucleotides long. RefSeq names its product probable CoA ligase CCL5. NCBI's taxonomy places the organism in Eukaryota, Viridiplantae, Streptophyta, Pinopsida, Cupressales, Cupressaceae. The transcript has a single exon. The coding region runs from base 1 to 900 and encodes 299 amino acids. The record is from RefSeq and is a predicted model, not a curated record. Gene Ontology annotation, molecular function: CoA-ligase activity.
AUGGCUUCCGAUUUAGUACCUUCAAGCGGCUACUCCAGAGCUACCGGAACCUAUUACAGUAAAAGAGAUCCCGUCCCUCUUCCUCUACCAAAUCAGCACUUAGAUCUCACCACUUAUGUCUUCUCCCACAAACACAACACAGAAACAGCCUUCAUUGAUGCUGAAUCCGGUGCGCAGCUCUCCUACAGAGCACUACGCCACAACAUCAGAGCCCUGGCCACGGGCCUGCAGCGGCUGGGGAUUCGAAAGCGCGACGUGGUGCUCGUUAUUUCGCCCAACACCAUACAUGUCCCCUGCAUAUACUUGGCCAUAGUCUCCAUCGGAGCCAUUGUAACCACCGCCAAUCCACUCAACACAGAGGCCGAGAUACGAAGGCAGGUCGCGGAUUCGAAUCCCGUCCUGGCCUUCGCAGCUCCAGAAUCCGCUCACAAGGCCCGUGCGGCCCAACUGCCUGUCGUUCUCACACAGAAAACGAACCCAAUCGCAAAUGAUUCUGGAUAUGUGGCUACGCUUCACGAGCUCUUUCAGUCCGAUGUCGAUGACUUCCAGUCAGUCGACAUACAACAGGAGGACAACGCCACGUUUCUGUACUCGUCAGGGACAACAGGGAAGAAUAAAGGAGUGAUUGCCACUCAUAGAAAUCACAUUGCUAUGGUGGCGGGGAUUCUACAGAGGACUGAACCAGAAAAGAAUGUCGUUUUGUGCAUUGUGCCAUUGUUUCAUGUCUAUGGAUUUUUCUACUCGAUUUGUACCGUUGCCAGGGGUACAACUCUGGUUUUGAUGGCCAAAUUUGACUUUGCCCAGAUGCUUGCUAACGUCGAGCGCUACAGAAUAAUUAGUCUGGCUGUUGCUCCGCCGAUUUUUGUGGCCUUAACGAAAUCGCCGAUUGUUGCGAAAUAG